Molecule: messenger RNA, 2463 nt
Organism: Stereum hirsutum FP-91666 SS1
Lineage: Eukaryota; Fungi; Basidiomycota; Agaricomycetes; Russulales; Stereaceae
Exons: 7
Coding region: 1-2463 (820 amino acids)
Molecular function (GO): protein binding
Source: RefSeq, a predicted model, not a curated record
AUGUCGAUAGAGGCCUCCUUCAUGCGAAACGUCGUACUCACAUCCUUCGUCAGAGUCUCGAUCAAAGACGAAGAAGCCGCCCGAUCUCUCCGGCCAGAGACCGUCCAACUUGAUGACCGCGAGAACCUCUGUAAAGCACUUCAAGACCGCAGGGAUAAGCAUGGACAGAACGAUUUUCCAGACAUGCCUACACAUGGGUUUGCCAAAAUAUUUUUCGACGAUGCCUCUGAAAAGCUUGAGCAGAUAAGUGGAUCUUACGGCUCUCCGAGCACCUCAACGCUACGAGGUCGGUAUAGAAAGCAAUCCUACGGUCAAUUCAACAUGACUAACUAUUCAUUUCAGGGCACAUAUUUAUUCUGCCGGACGCUAUGUCUUCCGGCUCAAGAUAUUUCGGUCCAACUUGCCGUGGAGGACGACGCGGGAGCCUGCAUCUUACUCACACUAGACAACCUCCCUGACCUUUAUCAAGCCGACCUGUCUGCCAUCGAUGCCAUGUUCCCAACAGGAACCGUUCUGUUAAUUCGCGAGCCGUUCAUUGUAGUCACCGCAGAUCGCCAGCGUGCCACAGUCAGAGUCGACUCGCCUUCUGAUGUCCUCGUCCUUAACCGUGCCCAUCCUCUUCUGGAAGGAUACAGCUGGCGCCAGUCCAUGCUAGAUAAUCCGGAAACCUUCAAGAGUGUCGGUACCAGCCACUUCCGGCAGAGCCAUUUCGUAGCGGCCGUCAGCUCUUGGUCUCAAGGUCUUUCAAUCAACCUUUCGUCUGUCGAUCUACUGCUCAACCGGUGUAUGGCCUUUCUACGUCUGGAGUGGUACGCCGCUGCCUACAGAGAUGCAUCCAAGGUACUAGAGUUGGUCACCGACCCCGGGGGGUCGUCAUCGCAUACGCAGUCAGUUGCAAAAGGGAACAGAGACAAAGCAGACUUCCGUGCUGCGCGGGCGCUCUACGGUCUCGCCAAAUAUAGCGAUGCGCUUGCGCGAUUCACUUCGCUCGGUCGAAGCGGACAACUUGCGGAUAAAACCUGGAUCAAGAGGUGCCAGACUCGGAUGGAAGAGACGACAAGCGGAGUGUACGAUUGGGAGGCUAUGUUUCGUAGUGGCCUGGAGGGGAACGGGGCCCCCGUCGACGUCGCCGACUUUGUUGGGCCGCUCAAAGUUUGCGGGAUGCCUGAUCGAGGUGGUGGUCGUGGUGUGCGUGCGACUGAGGAUAUUCGAGCGGGUGCAUUAUUGGCCAAGCUGGGACAGGUUGUUUCGAAAGCGUACGCUCUCGUGUCGGCGGCAGAACAGGAACAGAAGAAGAGUAUGAAUAUCAUUCAUGUUCCCACCCAGACGAUCGCAGGGGGUUCUGAGGUCGACCUGGUUCAAAAGGUCAUUACGAGGUUAUAUGGAUGUCCGGAGGAUACCCCACUGAUCUACGGUCUGUUCUCGAAUGCAGACCCAGACCGUUUCCAUCUUCCCUCUACGACAUACCCUCCGCUGGGUACGGAACCAGUCCUUGCGUGCCACGCUCCCCCCGACCCAGCCGACAUAAACGUCGAUUACAUCGACGGAGUGAUCUUCUCGAACUGUUUCGGCGGAGACACAGUAAGGGUUGCGUCCGUUGUUCCACCUUCGAAGCUCGGCCAGCAUUCUGCCGUUCUCCAUACCUUGCCCUCGCUCUUCAAUCACUCCUGCGCUCCAAAUGCGACAUGGAGGCUCUUUGGCGACACCAUGGUCAUCCGAUCCAACCGUGAUAUCCCUAAAAAUACCGAGAUAACACUGGCGUACGUGUCACCAGCUGGGAAUGCACGGACUCGUUCGAAGGACCUCUUCACCAAGCUCUUGGGUCCUUGCAAUUGUGACCUCUGCGAACUGGACAGACUGGACACCGAAGAUGCGUGGAACGUUUGGGACAGCUUCCAGAAACGUAAUCUCAGGAGUUGCUCCUCAGAGACUGAGCUGAAUAGCGCCAUCGAACACCUACAGUCAUCCUUCGCGAGAUCCGGUCGGACGACCCAUUAUACUCUGCUCGACAGUCAUGACGAAGCCAUGCAGUGGUACCAGGAGAAGGCUACCUCUCGUGCACCUGUUGAUCGUGUCGCCGCAAAAGCAAUGAUUCGUCAUGGCGUAGAGGCCCUUCGUGCGGCUGGUUUGGACAUAUUCCCUGACGAACCGCAAUACUCGCCUCGCUAUAAAGCCAACACCCGCGGUCAACCUGGUCAAAAGUCAGAGUUCGCGUUACCGAUGUUGAAGGGAAGGUUGCCAGCAAACACAACAACGCAGGAGCAAUGCAUCUUCAUUAUUACGCAGAUGGCCGCCGUUUUCACGAUGAUGCUGGAGAAGACGCAGGCACGACGAUGGAUCCGUGCGGCGUGGUUCAUCCACGAAAACACGAUCGGUGGAGGCAAAGUCUUAUUCGAGGAAAGAUUCAAGAAGGCUGCCGCAUUGAAAAAUGACUUGACGGAUCUCGAGUAUCGAUGGGACUGA